Rhincodon typus (whale shark) is the source of this 7432-nucleotide messenger RNA. RefSeq lists its product as uncharacterized. The coding region runs from base 203 to 1144 and encodes 313 amino acids. The record is from RefSeq and is a predicted model, not a curated record. Lineage: Eukaryota; Metazoa; Chordata; Chondrichthyes; Orectolobiformes; Rhincodontidae. The transcript is spliced from 8 exons.
CAACGCGUCUGGGUGGUGCCUUCCGGUCGGGUUGGUUGGCGCAGCGUUUGAGUGCAAUGAUAUUUGAUUGUUGACAUCUCCUUUGUGAAGAUUUCUCAAUCUUUGAAGAGGUAUCUAAUUUAAGACUGGUGGCAAAACAUGCAAAGGUAUUGUUGAUCAGGAAACCAAACUUUGAUAUCAUCAGUUGUAACCAGCUGUCACCAUGGUAUCAUGGCAUCUGUUGGAGAAUGUGAAGUAUUUUGUUCUCCACCGACCACCAAUGAUUUUAUUUAUUUUGAGCAUCAGCUCUUUAGGCAUCGCUUUCUUCAGUCUUGGGAUCUACAUUCAGUCACAUGAAGUCUCCAAUCCUGAUGUGCCUCAGACAUGGAAUGCAGUUCUGCAAUCUCUCAGUAAACUAGAAUUCUGUCGGCCUGAAAAUGAAAGCCUGUGGCAGACUAGCACAGAACCUCUACCUUUUGGACGGGGUUCUGUAAGAAGACGACCAGACCCAGAUCCUUUAGCUCAUACAACAACAAGACAAUCCGUAACCACUAUUGCUUUUACCCGAGACACAUCAGAGAGUGUAUCUCUACUACUGCCGAUCACCUAUAAUUCAAAGGAACCAUUAAAAAGAUUUUCUAGUGACAUAACUCGUCUCCAUGCUGUGGUAAAUGGAAACCUGCUGGGGCUGGAAGAUUCUAAAGCAAAGGAGGUUAUUAAUAUCAUGUUGAUUUCACCAUGGCCACCUGAACAUUACCUUUCACAAAUAAACUCCACAAAUAACAUGAGUACCCUUACAUGCAUCACAAUGUCUGCAUCUGCACAUGUACUUCCCCAGGCGAGAUACUUUCCCUCCUGUAACUUAGAAAAUUUCACAGAUGCAUUAUUGUAUCAGAAUACACUAGCAAAGAAUUCAGAGAAGACACCUUCACAAGGUCACACUUCUGCUCAGUGCUACAAGGCACAGUAUAAACCUGAACCUAAAUUUACCAUUGUGCUGUCAAAGGAGGACCGUAUUCUUUGCAGUCAGCACUUACUGAAGUCCAGUUACAUUUUGCUUCUGCUUGCUCUUGUUGUCUUCUGUUUACGUGUAGCAUGUGGCCGAAGAAAGAAAAAGAGGCACAAGACAAUGAACUUACACAAGGCUCACCUUCUAGAAAUGUGAUGUAGUCCAAAUUCUCAUUUGUUGAGAGUAGAAAUAUAUGGAUUACUUUGGACGAUGGGAAUAUAUCUAACUUAAUACUGUUGCAAAUUUUCCAAAACGAAGUACUGUAGUAAAUUUGUGCUGUUCUCCUUAAAAAUAGUUUUUUGAAACCCUUGGAUUUGCCUUUAAUACAAUUUCAUUGGUUGUGAUUGUGGCGGUGGUAAUAAUACCUGAAACAUUUGAAUUGUAUACAUCUACCAAACUGCACCCACCACCCACCUCCCACCGCCCCACCCCCCCUCCCCCUGCUACCCCACACUUCAAAAGUGUCUUACAAUUUAAAGAUUUUGAUUAAACUAGGUUAUAAUAGCUUAUUUAUAAAAUGUUUUGUAAACUGUGAUUUUGCUACUUUAUGUUUUAUAUUUCAUUAAAUAUUUACCUUCAUUGUGGUGAUUGUUAAUUUGUUAAUAUGCCCUGUGUGCUUUGAACGUUGUUAAGCUAUUGUCAUGAAGGAACACAACUGUUAAAUGUCCUGAUGGUAUUUUUUGCAAAUACUGUUGUGAGUUUCACAUGGGGUUAUUAUCUGCAAUCUGUGCUUGCCAUGUAUGUGGAGAUUUGUACCUUCAUUUUCUCCAUGUUGCAUCUCUUGUGAAUUUCCUAGUGUCCUUUCAGAAUUGUCAUGGUCUUGGAUAGGAAACUGUUACGGAGUUUAAAAACAAUGCGUGCAUGUCCUAAUGAUAGGGUAAAUGUACUCAAAUGAAGUUUUAAUAAUAUUGAUGAGGCGAUUUCUAAAAUGUGCUAAGACCCAGCAAUUAAACAACAAUGGCUUGUACGUACCAAAUUUAUUGAUACAGUAAGAAUCUUUUAAAAAACAAAUGCUUUUGUUUGUUUUGCUCUGAUGUCUUCAAAUUUACAAGGUGCCCAAUCAUUUCUGAAACACACUGGUUAUUUGAAGUUAGACACAUUAAGCCACUGUUUGGACAUUGUACAACCGUUUCUUCUUGUAACAAAUUCGUGGUGGUGGUUCUAUAUUUUUAUGUUUGUAUUUGUGUGAACUGAUAAAAGAAAUUUCAGAUAAUUACUGAGAUCUGAUUAUAGAAUUUGCACUUUGUCAGUUCUUUUCUUUCACCAAAUUAACAUUUUUAUAUUUUCCUUUUUUACAUUUUCCCUCCUACUUUAAUGUUUUAUUGCCCCUAAAUGCUACAAGCCAUGGUUAACAUUCUUGGCAUAAAUGCUCAGACUCUGAUGUAAUAGUAUAGCAUUGAAACUAGAUUUGAUAUUAGGGUAUUGUUUGUGUACUUGUUGUUCUAAAGGUUAAUGUUCAACUGAUGUAAAUCUUAUUAAGGAAGGGAGAUUGGAAGCUAAUAUUGAAGUUGAUUUGUUUCUGAAAGGCUUGUGAUAGCCAAGACCUAUAAUGGAAGAACCUCUGAUAAUUGAGGACAGCAAAAAUUUAGAAAUAAAGGCUUUUAAUCCUUGAGAGUGCUAUUGAUGAAUAGGCUAUAGGAACACCAAUGAAAGCUUUAUCAAAAGCACUUACAUUUAAUCAAAAUAUUUUUUAUCUUUAGAAUAAAGUGCUGAUUGUCUACUGAAAUUAUUCUUGCAGCCAGUAAAUAUUUUUAACCUCCCAAAUUGGCAGUGAAAAAAAGAGAGCACAAAUGUUUGACAAAACAGUUAGAGAGAGAACAAAGGUUGUCACAAGCAGAAUUGAUUCAUGUUAUAUUUUUAAAAAUUUGUUAUAAAGGACUAAAAAUAUCUACUUCUGGUACCUGGGUAUAUUUAUGACUAUACUAGAGUUUAUUUCAAUUCACUGUUGAAACUGGAAAGGGCUGAUUUCAGGAAAUUUGGGACUGGAUUUUUUUAUAUCACAUAAUGGGCUUUAAGAUCUCUUGGCAAGCAGCUAAUGCUGCCUCAUGUUCAGUCUUAAAUUUUAACUCGUUAUGCAUACCUUAAGACAAUAUAUUCUAGCAGCCUAGUGGAACUGUAUGUUUUUUUUUAAAACAGUGAACUAGUAAUAUUUACAUAUGAGGAUUAGAGUGGUUCUUAACUUAGUUUCCGUGAACAAUAAUUGAUGCGGUCUUUAAAAUGAGACUCGCUCUUCUCUCUUUCUGUGGUUUUAUUGGAAACGUAGACAUCUUCUGACCAAGAAAGCUUCAAAUUUUUGUUAGUACUGCACUUUGCACGAUAUCUGGAGAUUAGUUUAAGUAGUUUGUGUUCACUUUUCAUUUUAGUGAAGGAAUGUACCUAACCUUUUACUAAUUUAUAAUGUUGAAUGCAGUGACCAAAAUAUUAAAUUACAGUCUGAAGGUUUGAUCCACAGUUUGAGCAGAAUUGGUUUAACUUGCCAGAAUAGAAGUCAAGGUGCUGUUAUUAGUCUUGGAGGGACCUGUGUUGGAAGAAGUAAGCAGGUACACAGCAGGUAAUUAAAUAAGCUUAUAUAAUAUUAAUGUUUAUUGCGAGGGGAAUUAAAGACAGAAGUUAUGCUUCAGUUACGCAAGGCAUACUGGUUAGACCAUAUCUGGAGUACUGUGUACAUGAUUAGUUUCCUUAACUAAGGAGGGAUGAAAUGCAUUGGAAUUGGUUCAGAGAAGGUUUACAAGACUAAUACCUGGAAUUGGCAAGUUGUUACAGAAGGAAAAGUUGGACACCCUAAGCUGUUUCCUCUUGAGGUAAGAUCUAGAACUAGGGUUUACCAUUUAAAAGGAAAGGGUCACUCAUUUAAGACACAGGAAUUUUUUUUCAAGCAUGUUGUACAUUUUCAAGACUCUCAUUCUGUAAAAGCAGUGGAAGUCAAAUCUUUCAAUAUUUUUAAGGUAGAGGUAAAUAGAUUCUUGGUAAACAAGGUGGUGAAAAGUUAUCAGAAGUAGAUGGGAAUAUAGAGUUGAGAUUGCAAUCAGAUCAACCAUGGUCUUGUUAAAUGGUGGUGCAGCCUUGAGAGAUGAAAUGGCCUACUCCUGUUCCAAAUUGGUAUAUUUAUGUACAUUACUAAGAAGAACACUGGAACAGGAGUAGCCCAUUCAGCCCAUUGAGUCUGCCCCCUCAUUUAAUGCGAUCAUGAUUGAUCAAAAUUUCAAUGCUUUUUACUCACCCUAUCCUUAUAACUCUGUACACCACUGGUACUCAGAAAUUUAUCAGUCUGUACCAUAAUCGUUCUCAAAGACUAAAUCUCCAGAGCCCACUGUGGUAGUGAAUUCCAAAGGUUCACAACUCUGAGUAAAAUUCUUCUCAUCCUAAGUUGUGUCCCCUAGUUCUAGACUCCUGAACCAGGGGAAACAUCUUGCCUGUCUAUCCCUUUAAGUAUUUUGUAGUUUCAAUGGGAUCAUCUCUUAUUCUUCGAAUCUCCAGAAAACACAAGUUCAGUUUGCAAAAUCUACCUUAGGACUGUCCAGCCAUCCCAGAAACGAGUCUGAUGAACCUUUGUUGCACUUCCUCUACGGUAGUUGUAUCUUAAGAUAAGGAGACCAAAAGUGCACACAGUACACCAGGUGUAGUCUAAUCAAGCUCCUGUCAAUUAAUUUAAGAUUUUUCUUUAUUCCUGUAGUCAAAUCCUCUUGCAAUAAAAGCUAACAUUCCAUUAGACUUUCUAAUAACCUGAUGCACCUACAUUUUAGCUUUCAGUGACUUAGUGAUACGUAGUUCCUUUUAUACAUCUAUUCUUAUCAGCCUCUGAGCAUUUAAGAAAUGCUCUAUGUCUGUUUCUCUUAGCAAAGUGGAUAAUCUUACAUUUUUCCACAUUUUAUAUUCCAUCUGCCAUGUUGUUGCCCAUUCACUAAGCCUGUCCAAAGUUUCGUGAAGUCGCUUUACACCAUCCUCUCAGCACACAUUCCAAUUUAGCUUUGUAUCAUCUGCAAAUAAGUCAUUCACGUAUAUUGUGAACAGCUGGGUCUCAAAUUCUGAUCCUUGUGAUAUCCGACCAGUUGCAGCCUGCUAAUACGAGAAUUACCCAUUUAUUCUUACUCUCCAUUUUCCAUGUUAGCCAAUCCUUACGCCAUGCUAGUACACUGUCUCCUAACCCAUGUGCUUUAAUUUUCCAAACUGGCCUCCUCUGGGGGAAUUUAUCAAUCUUUCUGAAUAUCUAAGUGCGCAUCCAUCCAUUAGCUCUCCUUUAUCAAUUUUGUUAGUAACAUCUUUAAAAAUAAACUACACCAAGUUCAUUAAACAUGAUUUCUCAUUCGCAAAUUGAUGCUGACUUUGCCAAUCAGAUCAUUAUUAAACAAGUGUCAAUAUAUCCCAUCCUUUUUUAAUAAUUCUAACAUUUUCCUUAUUACUGGUGUAAGACUAACAGGUCUGUAGUUCCCUUUUUUUCCCUUUCUUGCUCCCUUAUAGUGGAGUGACAUUUGCUACCUUCCAAUCCACAAGCAUCAUUCCAAAUCUAUAGAAUUGUGGAAUAUAGUCACUAAGGUAUCAUCUAUCUCAGUAGUCACUAACUGCAAUAUUCUGGAAAGAAGACCAUCAACUUUCAGGCCGAUCAAUUUCUUUCAACUCCUCAUUCUCCCUAGCCACUUGGACCUCUCCUUCAUGGAGAUUUAUUAGAUUUUCCUCAGUGAAAACAGAUACAAAAUAAUCAUUUAGCUUCUGUGCCAUUUCUCUCUUCCCAUUAUAACACCAAAGAAAUAGGAAUAAGAGAAGGCUAUUUGGUCCUUCAAUCCUGCUCCACAUUCAAUUGUUCAUGGCUGAUUCAACAUUCCUCAUGUCUACUUUCCUGCAUUUUCCCUGUAACCCUUGAUUUUCCCCACUGAUUAAGAAUCUAUCUCAAAAAAACCAAACAACUGUGGAUUCUGGAAAUCAGAAACAAUAAUAGAAAUCGCUGGAAGGACCCAUUAGGUCUGGCAGCAUCUGUGGAGAAAAAGUAGAGUUAAUGUUUUCAGAUCCAGUGACCCUUUUUCAGUUCUGAAGAUCUUAUCCAGAGCCCAAACAUACAUUACACGUGAAGCAGCGCUUUACCUGCUCUGCAAUCUAGUCUACUGCAUUCACUGCUCGUAAUGUGGUCAUGUAUACAUUGGCGAAACGAAGCAUAGACUGGGUGCACUUCGCAGAACACCUACAUUCUGUCUCCCAAAAAAAACCCUGAGCUUCCAGCUGCUGUCAAUUUCAACACAUCAUCUCGUUCCGUGGCCAUCAUCUCUGUCUCAGGCUUGCUACGGUGCUCCAGCGAAGCUCAGUGCAAGCUGGAAGAACAACAUCUCAUUUUCUGCUUGAGAUCUCUACAGCUUUCUGGAUUCAAUAUCAAGUUUGAUAAUUUUAGGAUUUGAGGGACCUUCUCCCAUGUCCUUAUCCCAAACCCCACACACCAGGCCUUGUUAUCACAUGGUCUGCUAUUACACACAGCCCAUUGUUAGCCACUAAUAGUACCCAUUAGUAGUUAUUCAUUCUGCUGGGCUGACUAUUAUCCACUCCUUUCUGUCCAAAUAUUCUUCUAUCUCUUUGGGUUCUAUCUCCACCUAACAUUUACUCCUUACCAUCUCUCCCCACCCUACCUUCUCAUUAAAAAAAAACAUUUUCCUAGCUAUCAUCAGUUUGAAGAAGGGUCACUGGACCUGAAACAUUAACUCUGAUUUCUCUCCGCAAAUGCUGCAGUCCUGCUGAGUUUUUCUGGAAGUUUCUGAUUUCCAGCAUUUGCAAUUUUUUUUUUUAAAAUGUGAACCACUGGUGCCUGUAAAUGGUCACAAUUUUGAAAUGUGCAAAUAUUUAUUUGUUGCUCUCAUGUACAGUCUGCUGUGUGGCUGAGUCUUAAACCCUUGUAAAUUUUCUUGGCAACAGGGCCUGUAAUGCUUGUUUGAUCCCACAUGUGGAUUUAAGGUGGGUAUACCCCUGAACAUGUCUGUCUUGGCCAGAAAAUUGAGAUCCACUCCAAAUUCAAAAAUGGCUCUGCAUUUAUUAGCUGCAAGUUCCACUCCUAAACAUAAAUUUAUUAGCUGAUAAGUGAGGGAGUCAAUUUAUGUAUGAAGUAUAGGCGUAAAUAUACAGUUUGUUUUCAAAACGUGUCAUCUUAUAAAUUAGGUCAACUUAUGUGCUAUGAUCUAUUGUCAGUAGUUGAUAUUUGUAGUCUCCUAAUUACAAAAACAUAGUUUUCUCGUGAAUGUGAUAAUAUGUUGGUGCCCUAAUUAAAGAAUUGAUUGAAUGAAGUCAUUUGUAUACUAAAAUAAUUAAUGCCAAACAAAUGAACUGCAUAUCUUUAAAACUUGUUGACUUGAUUUAAAACUGUCUUCAGCAGACAGAUACCAAUUGAGAUCUAAGACACUGUACGUUGAGGUCUGAUGGUUGUAACACUUGCUUGAUACAAAGUUCUGAUAAAAAUAAUUUGUCCAUCAA